AUGGAAAAAUUUUUAAGUGGGCGUAAACAGGUAUUACACGAUGGUGAAGCAUCAACAAGUGCAUUGACGAGGGUGGUUCCAAAAAGCAAAUCGAGAAAAUAUUCUCAAGAAUACAUAAAAUUUGGAUUUACUAGUACGGAAGUAAAUGAAGAAGAAAGGCCUCUGUGUGUCAUUUGCUCAAAAAUUUUGGCAGCAGACAGCAUGAAGCCUAAUAAACUUAAACGCCAUUUGGAAACGCUUCAUAGCGAAUAUGUGAACAAACCUCCACAAUUUUUCGAAUUAAAAUUGAAAUCAUUUGAAAAGCAAAAAACAUUUUUUAAAAAAUCGUUGUCUGUACUUGAAAAAGCUUUACUUGCGUCGUACAAAGUUUCAUAUAGAAUAGCCAGAUGUAAGAAGCCGCAUACCAUUGGCGAAGAACUUAUUCUACCAGCUGCAAUUGAAAUUGUAGAAACUAUGUUUGGAGAUAAUUUUACCAAACAAUUACAGUCUAUACCUCUAUCAAAUGACACUGUUGCACGUCGAAUUAGCGAUAUAGCUAACGAUGUACAGCAUCAACUCUUUGAGAAAUUGCAUGAUAAAUUGUUUUCAAUUCAGCUUGAUGAGGCAACAGAUAGCAAUAAAGAUGCUCAUUUAAUUGCCUAUGUUCGAUUUUGUGCUGGUACGUCAGCAGUAGAAGAACUGCUUUUCUGCAAACCAAUAGAACUCAAAGCAACAGCACUUGCAUUAUUUGCUAUUUUAAAUGAUUUUGUAAACGAAGGAAACAUAGAAUGGAAAAACUGCGUCGGAAUAUGCACCGAUGGUGCUCGUGCAAUGUCUGGAAGAUUCCAAAGUAUGCAAACACUUGUGAAACAAAAAUCUCCACAAUGUGUAUGGACGCAUUGCAUGAUCCAUAGAGAAGCUUUGGCUUCCAAGGAAAUGAGUCCUGGUUUGAAUAUUGUGCUAACGACGGUUGUAACAACAGUAAAUGAUAUAAAAAUGAGACCUUUAAAAUCCAGAAUAUUUUCUGAACUUUGCAAAGACAUGGGUGCAGUACAUUCAUCGUUAUUAUUUUAUUGCGAGACGAGAUGGUUAUCACGGGGAAGAUUUUUGCAACGUGUUUAUGAAUUAAGAGAAGAAAUCGCCAUUUAUUUAGAAGAGGAACACCGACCGGAAGCCGAGAAGUUUCGAGAUUAUUUAUUUGUUAUGAAAUUGAGCUACUUGGUCGAUAUUUUCGAGAAAUUAAACAUUUUGAAUCUUCAACUCCAAGGAGCAAACACACAUAUGUUAGAUACUAGUGAUAAAGUUACUGCUUUUUGUAAAAAAUUGGAAUUGUGGAACAGAAAUGUAAAGCAAAAAAACCUAGAAAUGUUUCCAAACGUGGAUGAAUGUGUUAAAACUUACAAGGUUGAAGAACAACAUAUAAAAAUUGUUUUUGUAACCAUUGAAAAUCAUCUAGCCACGCUGGCAAAGAAUUUUAAAAAGUAUUUUUUUGCUGAUGAGAACUUGCUAGCAGGUUACGACUGGGUUAGGGAUCCAUUUCAAAACACUCCUGAUGGCCUCUCAACUGCUGAAGAAGAAAUCUUCAUAGACUUCACGGCAAGCGGCGAAAUCAAAAGACAAUUUAAUAACAAACCACUCUUUGAAUUUUGGGCAAGCUUGGAUAAUGAGUUCUCUGCGCUGAAAACAAGAGCGCUACGUAUACUACUACCAUUUUCAACAUCGUACCUUUGUGAAACUGGAUUUUCUGCGAUGGCUGCAAUGAAGACAAAAUAUAGAUCUCGACUGAAUGUAGAAAAAGAACUUAGAGUGUCAAUUUCUCAAAUUAAACCGCGUUUCGAAAACCUUUGUGCGGCUAAACAGGCUCAAGGGAGUCACUAA
Molecule: messenger RNA, 1857 nt
Organism: Zophobas morio
Lineage: Eukaryota; Metazoa; Arthropoda; Insecta; Coleoptera; Tenebrionidae
Product: zinc finger BED domain-containing protein 5-like
Exons: 1
Coding region: 1-1857 (618 amino acids)
Source: RefSeq, a predicted model, not a curated record